This is a messenger RNA of Solanum lycopersicum (tomato), 3066 nucleotides long. RefSeq names its product transmembrane 9 superfamily member 2-like. Lineage: Eukaryota; Viridiplantae; Streptophyta; Magnoliopsida; Solanales; Solanaceae. Gene Ontology annotation, cellular component: membrane. Gene Ontology annotation, biological process: protein localization to membrane. The record is from RefSeq and is a predicted model, not a curated record.
AUACAAAGUUUUUUUUUUUAAAUUCUUUAACUUUCUGUUUAGUCAAUCCUUACUAGAAAUUAGUGUUCCAUUGAAUGAAAAAAGAAAAUGCUUCUUUUAGGAUUGAUUUAAGGACUCAAAUUUAAGACAUUUUAUUCAUCUAAUUAAAAUUUUUGAUGGGACACAUUUAUAUAUAUAAAAAAAAUAAUUAAUUCAUUUUCCUUUUUUGUAAUUACACAUUCCACCCAAUUUGAUGAACGGUUAAAACAUAAAGACCAAAAAUAUUGCCACUGCUAACAGAAAAUAAAAGCAUUGGACCACUAAUAAGUCACCACAUUAGGAGUAAGAAAGAAUAUACACUUGAUUAUACUUGUUACUAUUAUUGUGAUGUAAUUAACAAACUUACCAUAUUUGGGAUCAUGUUGGAGAAUAUAUUCUCAACAAAAAUGUUUUUUUUAGUGCAGACCUUCUAUGCUUAAUAAAAAUACUGAAAGACACCAUCUUUUAGAAAUAAAAUCAAGAUGGUCUUAUUUAAACCUUUUUAAUUGUUUUAGGAUAUAUAUUCGAUACAAGAGAUAACAUUGAGAACUAACUAGUAAACUAUCAUGCACACGUUCAUUCUUCUUUGGUAAAAAAAAAAAAAUCUUCUUUGUAUUUCUCAAGAAUUAAUUAAAUUCCUUGAUGAAGAAAGUGCAUGUUAUUUUGUCGAUUUGCAUGCUAAUCCUUUUAAUUAUUUUUCGUAUUUUUAUUAUCCAAGAUUACAAUGCCUUAGAUGAUCAUUUCUAUAAACAAGGAGAUCAUGUUCCUCUUUUUGCUAAUAAAAUUGGCCCUUUUCACAAUCCCAGUGAAUCAUACAGAUAUUAUGAUCUGCCAUUCUGCAUACCAGAUCAUGUGAAAUUAGAAGAAAAUAAGGAAGAUGUAGGUGAAGUUUUAAAUGGGGAUCGACUCAUGAGUGGUCCUUAUGCACUCGAUUUCUUGGUAGAUAAAGACUCGGAAAUUCUUUGUCGAAAGAAGUUAACAAAGGAUGAAGUUGCUCAGUUUCGAAGAGCAGUCGAUAAGGACUAUUACUUUGAGAUGUACUACGAUGAGUUGCCCAUAUGGGGCCUUAUCGGAAGAGUUGAGAAUAGGGAAGUGACAGAGGAUACAAAAUAUUACAGCUACUUUCUAUACAAACACAUACAUUUCGAUAUCCACUAUAAUAGGGACCGUGUUAUUGAGAUCACUGCACGAAUGGAUCCACAUUCUGUUUUGGACCUGACAGAGGAUAGGGAAGUCGAUGCUGAGUUCACAUACACUGCGAAAUGGAAGGGAACGGAUAUUCUGUUUGAGAAUCGGAUGGAUAAGUUCCUGCAGACUACUCUACCGCAUAUCCAUUGGUUCUCGAUUAUCAAUUCUUGUGUCACUGUCCUCCUUUUAACCGGCUUCCUUGCCACGAUUCUUAUGCGAGUCCUUAAGAAUGAUUUUGUCAAGUAUGCACAUGAUGAAGAAGCAGUUAACGAUCAAGAGGAGACAGGAUGGAAGUACAUACACGGUGAUGUCUUUAGGUUCCCGAAACACAAAUCAUUGUUUGCUGCAGCACUCGGUUGUGGUGCUCAGCUCUUUACAUUGACAAUUUUUAUAUUCCUGAUGGCGCUUGUCGGGGUGUUUUAUCCUUACAAUAGAGGAGCUCUAUUCACUGCCCUGCUGGUUAUAUAUGCACUCACUUCUGGCGUUGGUGGAUACACAUCAACCUCUUUCUAUUGCCAGCUUGAAGGAACUAAUUGGGUAAAGAAUCUGAUCUGGACAGGAUGUCUCUUCUUUGGGCCUCUCGCGUUAACGUUCUGCUUUCUCAAUUCUGUUGCAGUUAGUUAUAGUUCUAGUGCUGCUCUACCAUUCAAUACAAUUAUGUUAAUAGUACUUAUGUUGACAUUAGUGACAUCUCCACUGCUCGUAUUAGGCGGAAUUGCUGGCAAAAAUAGCAGAACAAAUUUCCAAGCUCCAUGUCGAACCACAAAGUAUCCCAGAGAAAUUCCAGUACUCCCUUGGUACUGUAGCACCAUCCCUCAGAUGGCAAUGACAGGGUUCUUACCAUUUAGUGCCAUCUACGUCGAGCUUUAUUACAUAUUUGAAAGUGUAUGGGGUCAAAAAAUCUACACAAUUUACAGCAUGUUGUUUAUAGUCUUUGUUCUUCUGCUGAUAGUAACCGUGUUUGUCACUGUUGCAUCGACUUAUUUCCAACUAGCCGCGGAAGAUCAUAAAUGGUGGUGGAGGUCGUUUCUCUGUGGUGGAUCAACUGGCCUAUUUAUCUACACCUAUUGCUUGUACUACUACGCGAGAUCAGGCAUGUCUGGUUUCAUGCAAACCUCGUGUUUCUUCGGAUACAUGGCUUGCAUAUGCUAUGGUUUCUUCCUCAUGUUCGGGACCAUUGGUUUCCGCGCAUCAUUGCUCUUUGUUCGUCACAUUUAUCGAUCAAUCAAGUGUGAGUAAACAACACUAUAGACUAUAUAUAGUUAAAGGUGUAUAUUUGUGUACUCCAAAUUUGGUCACUUAUACCUUAGUUUUCUUGAUAGUUAGGUUUAAGGAGAGGACUAUCUAGGUAGAAAUUAAAGUGUCACUAGGUCUAAGUAUAUGGGAAACAAAAGCUUGAUGUAUAGGUUGUUGUACACUAAGUUGUUCGGACUUUCCAUAAAUGUUAUCGCACCUAUGCUGGAUCGUUCAAAAAUACACUAUUUUUAGAGGAUUCGACACGCACCAACAGACAUCUUUGAAGAGUCUGUGGGACAUAAGUUGUAAAGAUAUACAUUAAUUUACUCUUCCCACUAAUUAAUUUGGCGAAAAAUCUUUUAUUGAUGUGAGACCAAACUAUCCGCAGAAACUGCAUUUAAAGCAUAAACAUUGAAAUUUCAAAAAUAUCCUUAGCAUAAAGUACACAUCGAUGAAGAGAUUUGAUUUCCCAUAAAUUUCCACGAUAUGAAGCAAACACGUCAAUGAAUAGGUGUCUAUAUACGUCUAGCUUGUUAUUACUAGUAUUGAUGAUUUUUGGUACCAUCUUUAGUGUUAUAAUUUACGUUAUCUUAUGGUACUUUCACUUCUUUCGUGAUGAUUAGA